Molecule: messenger RNA, 1080 nt
Organism: Selaginella moellendorffii
Lineage: Eukaryota; Viridiplantae; Streptophyta; Lycopodiopsida; Selaginellales; Selaginellaceae
Product: CD2 antigen cytoplasmic tail-binding protein 2 homolog
Exons: 9
Coding region: 46-1029 (327 amino acids)
Cellular component (GO): U5 snRNP
Source: RefSeq, a predicted model, not a curated record
AAAGCCCUAGCCUGCCACGUCAGCUAGGGCGAGGGUUUUGGGCUCAUGGAGGGAGCAGCCAAGGCGUCGCGGGCGGGCAGCAAGCGCGCUCGCUUCACGUACGAGGAGCCGGAUCCAGACGACGACGAUGAGGACGAUCAGCCCAGGAAGCUGAAAUUUCCUAAAGGAAAGAAGAGCGAUGUCUUCGAGCGUGGCGGCGUCGAUGAGGAGGAGGACGAUGGCGAUCCACGCCCGCGCAGUGCACGCAUUGCCGCGACCGAGCGGGCGAUGCGGCGGAGCGUCAUGGCGGAGCAGCUCAGAACCGCGGAAGAUACUUCCAAUCUCCAUGAUUUCAGCCAAGCCGAGGAGAGCUUCGAGAAUGACGAUGAUGCUGUCAAGUUGGAGCCAUUCAACUUAAAUGCGGAGAGAAGGGAUGGCUUCUUUGACGAUGAUGGCCAUUAUGUGGAGUACGCGACCAAGUUCGAGGCUCGGGACGCUUGGCUGGACAGUGCGGAGGUAGACACCCGGUUCGCGGCCAAACACCUCGCGAGAAAAGAUAAAGAGGCUGCCGAGCACGACAUUUCUCCUCGAGAUAUCGGGCUCAUGAAGAAGCGGAUUGCGGACGCGCUGGAGCCUGGAGAAACGGUCCUGGAGGCACUGAGACGACUUAGAGGGUCCACGAAAGAAGGGAAUCGACGAGGCAAGCUAACCGGGCCCGCGAAGAUCGCCUUCGACCAGCUUACAGAAGAUGCAAUGAAGCUGAUGGACAUCGGUGAAUCAGACGUCUACGACAAGGUGCAAGAGAAGUUUCGACGAGAAGCAGAUGCUGUGCUACAAGAGGAAGUAGAUAUCUUCUCGGAUGAACCUCAAGCGUCAGAGCCUGGCGAGGCGGAUGCCACUGGAUAUGUCUACGAUGGAUCCUCCGGAUACUACUACAACGCCGAGACGGGAUACUACUACGACCCGAGCUCGGGCCUGUUUUGUAGCGCGGCAUCCGGCCAGUGGUUUAAGUUCGAUGAAGCAACGAAUGCGUAUGUAGAGGCGGUUUGAUCAGCUUGUAAAAAAGAACCAUAAGAAAUACAAGAAUGGUUUCGAGUCGAA